This is a messenger RNA of Symbiodinium sp. CCMP2592, 4878 nucleotides long. Lineage: Eukaryota; Dinophyceae; Suessiales; Symbiodiniaceae. The record is from the annotation of a GenBank genome assembly.
AUGACUUCCCGGAUCCUCGAGAAGAAAGCACCUUUGUCCGGCGAGUCUUUGCCACCAGGAGAUUUGCCUUUCGACAUCACCUCCCACCCAUCUUGCGUCGGGAAUGAUCACGCCCAGCGUUCACUGAGCAGAUGGUCCGAGGAUAUGGCCUUCUUCAGAAGCCGCGCUGCGAGCACAAAGACUUUCUCGCUGAAGUUGAAGGCGAAUGGCCAAUGGCCUGCGCCUGUUGCAUUGGAGGAGCUGCACAGCAACCUGCUGGCACUGAAGGAAGCAGACGAAGCAAAGGUGUCCAAGUCCCUGGACUUGCUUCUGCAAGCUGCCGGUUCGGUAGAGGGAUCAAGUGAGGACCGCGUGCGUUUCUCGCUGCUGCGCUACUCUGGUCAAGAGCCUGAGGCCUUCGAUGGCACGCACUGUCAUGCGUGGUUCUCUCUGGUAGACGACACAGCUUGUACUGAUAGUGAAGCAAGCAUAGCGUGCCAGCGAUCUAGAGCGGCUGCGGUAGCAUCUGGAGCCGUGCUUGGACUAGCGAUGGUACUUGUCGCAUUGUCUGGUUUAGUUUGUCUCGCCACGCCUCGAUCCAGCUGCGCCGAAGCCAUGUCCGCCGAAAAGGACGUGAAGGAGGUUGAGGAAGGACCGAAGGAGUCGUUCGGUGGCUGCGACUCGUGCUCCGGCGUCAGCUGCACCCCCGACGGCCUCAUCGGCUUGAACACCUAUGACUGGAAGUACCUCUGCAUCCCGUCGCUGCCUUGCUUCGGGCCAGCGAAGUCCCCGCCGCUUCUGAAGCCGGAUUCGAAGCUGCCCUUGAUGCUGUCCCUGAUCAUGGGGCUUCAGCACGCCCUGGCCAUGCUGGGAGGUAUCAUCACCCCACCGUCGUUGAUCUCCGGCGAUGCGUGCUUUGCAUGGCAGCUGGACCAGGAGCUCUGCGACUCCAAGCAGUACAUGAUCUCCGCAGCGUUGAUCUGCUCGGGGCUGCUGUCCUUGGUGCAGAUCCUUCGCUGGAAGCUGAUCGGAGGCUACACUUUGGGAACCGGCCUGAUCUCCGUGAUCGGCACGUCCUUCACCUUCCUGCCCAUCGCACGAGAGGUCGUGGUUUCCGAAAUCCAGGCUGGGCGCAGCGGCAUGGAUGCCUACGGCAAAUUCCUGGGAACCUGCUUGGCGGCCUCCGUGACAGAGCUCUUCAUCUCUUUCGUGCCGCCCCGCUACCUCAAGAAGAUCUUCCCACCUGUGGUCAGCGGCACCUGCGUCUGCCUCAUCGGCGCCGGCCUCUCGGUCGCUGGCCUUAAGUACUGGGGCGGCGGGGUCUUCUGCGCGGAGAACGACAUGUCCCGUUCCGCGGCCUUCGGGCAGGAACCGAUACCCAUGGCCCGGAAAAUCAAGGUGUGCACCGGCAACGGCGACGUGGCGUUGCCCUAUGGAGACGUGCACUACUUCGGCCUGGGUCUGAGCGUGAUGAUCUUCUUGGUCUUCAUCCAGGCGGUGGGUUCUCCCUUCAUGAAGAACUGCUCCGUCGCCCUGGCGCUGUUCUUCGGCUUCUUCGUGGCGGGUGUCUCCUCCUACACCGCAGAGGAUGGCACCUCUCUGCCGUAUGUCAACGGCGACAAGAUCGAGCAAGCCGGCGUCUUCACCUUCCUCUGGACGACCACCUUCAACAUCGGCUUCUACCCUCCAGCUUUCAUCCCUCUGCUGCUGGGCUUCGUGAUCACGGCGGUGGAGACGGUCGGAGACAUUCAGGCCUCGUGCGAUGUCAGCGGCCUGCCCAUCGAGGGCCCAGAUGCCGACUCCCGCAUCCAGGGCGGCCUGCUUGCCGACGGCGUAAACAGCUUCCUGGCCUGCCUGAUGACCUGCCUCUCGGACGCCAAAGUUGCAGGGGAAGUGGACAAUGGCCCACCCAACACGACCUUCUCCCAGAACAACGGCGUGAUCGCCAUCACGCGCUGCGCUUCCCGGGCCGCCGGCAUCGCCUGCUGCUUUUGGCUCAUCCUGCUGGGCUGCUUCGAGCGACUCGGCGCUGCAGCGUUGCAGUUCCGCACAGCUAGGAAGUUUGGUGCCGCCAUCGCCUCCAUUCCGGAUGCUGUACUGGGCGGCAUGACCACCUUCCUGUUUGCCAACGUGCUCGUCUCGGGCAUCAACAUCGUGGGUGGCAGCGGACAGAUGGGUCGGCGCACCCGCUUCAUCCUCGCCGUCUCCCUCGGUGUGUCCAGGUUGCAGUUGGCGCAAGAGGUGCAGGCCUACAGUCCACCUUUGAACGCACUGCAGGUCGGCGUUGGAGUCGCGGCCCUGCCCAACUGGGCCGAAGGCGGUGGUCUUGCUGGCUUCCACGGCGGUAACCUCAAGCACAACAUCGGCCUCUGGCCGGCCAAGGACGUGUGCAAGGUCUUCCCGACCGAGGAGUACGAAUCCCAGGCGUCCCAGUGCACUGUUGGGGCCUACACCGCCAGCUCCAUCAGUCAGAUCGACUGCACUGGCAUGGGUGGCACUUACACGGCCCCUGUCAUGGCCACUCGCACCGUGACUACCUGCAUCGGAAUGAACGGAAACUGCUGCGUGCAGUACGAUGACAGCAAGAAGAUGUGGCGCGACUCCCUCAUCAUCAUCAUGAAGACGCCCUACUGCAUCGGCACGCUGCUGGCUCUGUUCCUGCACUUGCUGCUUCCCUUCGAGAUGGAAGAAGAGGAGGUGGGCGAGAACUUGAAGGAUGGCGGCCAGAUUAAUACUUCAUCCACGGAGGAUCUUUGCCAGAGCUGCGUGCGAUUCUUGAUCGCAAUGUCAGUGAGUCCAGUGUACGCGCUUGAAGAGAGCUUGGAAUGCGCUGAGUGGCGCUGCGGUGGUCAGCUCAUCCUUGGGGACGUGAAGGAGGUUGAGGAAGGACCGAAGGAGUCGUGUCUCGCCGGCAGGUUCGGUGGCUGCGACUCGUGCUCCGGCGUCAGCUGCACCCCCGACGGCCUCAUCGGCUUGAACACCUAUGACUGGAAGUACCUCUGCAUCCCGUCGCUGCCUUGCUUCGGGCCAGCGAAGUCCCCGCCGCUUCUGAAGCCGGAUUCGAAGCUGCCCUUGAUGCUGUCCCUGAUCAUGGGGCUUCAGCACGCCCUGGCCAUGCUGGGAGGUAUCAUCACCCCACCGUCGUUGAUCUCCGGCGAUGCGUACAUGAUCUCCGCAGCGUUGAUCUGCUCGGGGCUGCUGUCCUUGGUGCAGAUCCUUCGCUGGAAGCUGAUCGGAGGCUACACUUUGGGAACCGGCCUGAUCUCCGUGAUCGGCACGUCCUUCACCUUCCUGCCCAUCGCACGAGAGGUCGUGGUUUCCGAAAUCCAGGCUGGGCGCAGCGGCAUGGAUGCCUACGGCAAAUUCCUGGGAACCUGCUUGGCGGCCUCCGUGACAGAGCUCUUCAUCUCUUUCGUGCCGCCCCGCUACCUCAAGAAGAUCUUCCCACCUGUGGUCAGCGGCACCUGCGUCUGCCUCAUCGGCGCCGGCCUCUCGGUCGCUGGCCUUAAGUACUGGGGCGGCGGGGUCUUCUGCGCGGAGAACGACAUGUCCCGUUCCGCGGCCUUCGGCGCACCCCAGGUGUGCACCGGCAACGGCGACGUGGCGUUGCCCUAUGGAGACGUGCACUACUUCGGCCUGGGUCUGAGCGUGAUGAUCUUCUUGGUCUUCAUCCAGGCGGUGGGUUCUCCCUUCAUGAAGAACUGCUCCGUCGCCCUGGCGCUGUUCUUCGGCUUCUUCGUGGCGGGUGUCUCCUCCUACACCGCAGAGGAUGGCACCUCUCUGCCGUAUGUCAACGGCGACAAGAUCGAGCAAGCCGGCGUCUUCACCUUCCUCUGGACGACCACCUUCAACAUCGGCUUCUACCCUCCAGCUUUCAUCCCUCUGCUGCUGGGCUUCGUGAUCACGGCGGUGGAGACGGUCGGUGACAUUCAGGCCUCGUGCGAUGUCAGCGGCCUGCCCAUCGAGGGCCCAGAUGCCGACUCCCGCAUCCAGGGCGGCCUGCUUGCCGACGGCGUGAACAGCUUCCUGGCCUGCCUGAUGACCUGCCUCUCGGACGCCAAAGUUGCAGGGGAAGUGGACAAUGGCCCACCCAACACGACCUUCUCCCAGAACAACGGCGUGAUCGCCAUCACGCGCUGCGCUUCCCGGGCCGCUGGCAUCGCCUGCUGCUUCUGGCUCAUCCUGCUGGGCUGCUUCGAGAAGUUUGGUGCCGCCAUCGCCUCCAUUCCGGAUGCUGUGCUGGGCGGCAUGACCACCUUCCUGUUUGCCAACGUGCUCGUCUCGGGCAUCAACAUCGUGGGCGGCAGCGGACAGAUGGGUCGGCGCACCCGCUUCAUCCUCGCCGUCUCCCUCGGCGUGUCCAGGUUGCAGUUGGCUUUCCGAGGAAGUGCAGAAUUGCAGAGAUCGUUCAAAGGUCCACCUUUGAACGCACUGCAGGUCGGCGUUGGAGUCGCGGCCCUGCCCAACUGGGCCGAAGGCGGUGGUCUUGCUGGCUUCCACGGCGGUAACCUCAAGCACAACAUCGGCCUCUGGCCGGCCAAGGACGUGUGCAAGGUCUUCCCGACCGAGGAGUACGAAUCCCAAGCGUCCCAGUGCACUGUUGGGGCCUACACCGCCAGCUCCAUCAGUCAGAUCGACUGCACUGGCAUGGGUGGCACUUACACGGCCCCUGUCAUGGCCACUCGCACCGUGACUACCUGCAUCGGAAUGAACGGGAACUGCUGCGUGCAGUACGAUGACAGCAAGAAGAUGUGGCGCGACUCCCUCAUCAUCAUCAUGAAGACGCCCUACUGUAUCGGCACGCUGCUGGCUCUGUUCCUGCACUUGCUGCUUCCCUUCGAGAUGGAAGAAGAGGAGGUUGGCGAGAACUUGAAGGAGAGUGGCGAAGCAAACAUGUGA